AAUUCUAUAACCUUAAGCCUUUUGCAGAAAUUUUUUCUAAUAAGUAAUUCCAAAAAAAUGAAGAAAAUGCAUCUUAUACACACUCACCACCACCACAACCUACAAGUUGACGAUCCAACAAUUAUGGCAAUUUUCAUCCGAAACUCUCAUCAAAUGCCGAGCAAUGCUGGAGUUUUUGUGCAGGCCGUGCUCUUUUUGCUCAGUUUUGUGUGUACUGUUGUCGGUGUUAAGAUUGCGUUAAAAUUUACAAUUUUCCACAAAAACCAGCGAAACAUCUUUAUUGCCCUACUGCUUCUCUGGUUUGAGCUCCUUAUCUGCCGAAUUCUUUUGUGGGCAUUUAAAUACAGUCUGGCUAUUGAAAUAAGUAAAGCUAUCGAUUGUGACGACGAGUGCCAUCAUUUGGGACGGUGUAGCUUUGAGAAAAAUAAAUUUGACCCAAUUUUCAUUUCUGCAAUUAUGAGAUAUCACUACAUGUUUUUUGUGCUCGCGACUCCGGUUGGGAUACUUGUUGAGCGGAUUUUUGCGACCGUUUUUGUGAAAGACUACGAAAAAGAGAGCCGUUAUUGGAUCUUCGGCUUGAUCUUCUUCUCCCAAAACAUGUUCGCAUGCACCAUGUCAGUUUUCACCACGACAAUGGGUGCCACGUUUCAUUUUAUAAUUUUAACGAUUCUAGGCUCGUUAUCUGGCUCGGCGGUGAUCUAUGCUCUAGUUGAGUAUUUCAAUCAACGACGGCUCACAAAACUGGAAAAUGAGCACCGGACUACAAACUACACUCUGAGCAUUCGCUACCAAUUGAAAGAGAAUUUGAAGACGUUGAAGCUUAUGCGCCAGUUUUUCAUCUCAAUAAUUGUUAUAAUUAUUGCAAUGGGACUUGCAAAUUAUCUUCCAAUUCUAUUAAAAUUAGAUGAGGACACCAUUUUGACCGUCCGGACAUAUAUGGAUUAUAUUUUCCAUUCAAAUCCCGUGUUCCUUGUCCCGACUGCAAUUUUCACCAUUGAACACUAUAGGAAAUAUGUGCUGAAAAAAGUAAAACUCGGCUUGGGAAUGCGUCACGAGAGUCGGAAGAUGGACACCCGGAAGCUCCGCCCACAAAUUGCCACCAAGGAAAUUGACACUUUUUUUGAAAUUUUUGUGAAGCAGCUAGAAGGAAGUCCACGAAAAAUGCAGUCGGGAAGCUUUAAGAGGAAUAAAAAUAUUAUGUGAAAUUUUGUGUAGGAGCAUUUUUGGUUGUCGAAUUUUGUUGAUUUGUU
This is a messenger RNA of Caenorhabditis elegans, 1250 nucleotides long. RefSeq names its product Serpentine Receptor, class E (Epsilon) (gene sre-22). The transcript is spliced from 9 exons. Gene Ontology annotation, cellular component: membrane. Bases 124 to 1203 code for a protein of 359 amino acids. Gene Ontology annotation, biological process: sensory perception of chemical stimulus. The record is from RefSeq and is marked reviewed. NCBI's taxonomy places the organism in Eukaryota, Metazoa, Nematoda, Chromadorea, Rhabditida, Rhabditidae.